Messenger RNA from Anastrepha obliqua, 1224 nucleotides. It is a transcript of the gene MED31, whose product is annotated as mediator of RNA polymerase II transcription subunit 31. Gene Ontology annotation, cellular component: core mediator complex; mediator complex. The transcript has 5 exons. Gene Ontology annotation, molecular function: transcription coregulator activity. Bases 423 to 1067 code for a protein of 214 amino acids. The record is from RefSeq and is a predicted model, not a curated record. Gene Ontology annotation, biological process: regulation of transcription by RNA polymerase II. Lineage: Eukaryota; Metazoa; Arthropoda; Insecta; Diptera; Tephritidae.
UGUAGUCCACUGUAUUUUUCUCUUCUUCCGCCGAAAUUAAAUUUGUUGAAUAAUUGAAGAGGACAAAAAUUUUAAAAUAAUUGUGCUGCAUUUGGGCAAUGAACGCAUACGUUAAUCGUAUCGAGGACAAACACGUUUAGACACAAGGACAGGCCCAAACAACUCUUUGAAUCAUACAAGUAUUGUAGUGUACGAAAACAUCACACCCAACCAACCAACAUUAUAACCAUCACUACCAUCUUCCACCACCACCACCAAUACCAAAAAACAACUACUGCUACUACAACUUCCACCACCGUCACAACCAAAAACAACUUUCCGGUCCAAGGUUAUUGUGCGUCUACGCCUUAGCGGAGGCGCUAGUUCGGUUGACAAUUAGAAACAACACCAUUAAGAAACAGAACCGAGCCUUUCCAUGCACCAUGGCCAAGAUGUAUGGAAAGGGUAAGACGGCUAUCGAGUCAGAGGAUCAACAAAAAUUGCGAUGGCAAGUUGAACUUGAAUUCGUACAGUGUCUAGCCAAUCCAAACUACUUGAACUUUCUAGCCCAGCGCGGUUAUUUCAAGGACCAAGCCUUUAUUAAUUAUCUCAAAUAUUUGCAGUAUUGGAAAGAGCCUGAAUAUGCUAAAUACUUAAUGUAUCCAAUGUGUUUAUACUUUCUUGAUCUCUUACAAUACGAACACUUUCGACGUGAAAUUGUCAAUUCGCAAUGUUGCAAAUUUAUCGAUGAUCAAGCCAUUUUGCAGUGGCAACAUUAUACUCGUAAACGCAUUAAAAUGUUUAACAGCGUCAAUGGUAUGGGUCAGAUGAAUGCUGCUGAUCCAGGUGCUAUAGAUCCACAACAACAGCAACAGCAAAAUGCGCAGCAAAAUCAACAACAACAAGGACAACAACAACCGGGCGUUGGAAAUGCACCUGUAGGUUUACAAAAUGGCAUGGUUAAUAAUGCACAGUUGCAGCAACAGCAGCCACCACAACAAGCACAACAACAACCACAGCAGAGUAUUGGCAAUGCAGCAAUGGGUAUGCCUAAUGGAACUAAUGCUGCCGCUAAUAGUAAUAACUGAGCGUGAUGCGAAAAGAUUUAAAUCUGUCUUUCUCCAAUUAGUUAUUCAUCGGCAUGGCUAGUUCGUAUUUCUAUGGUGUGUAUUUGCUCUGCAGCCUGAAUCCUGAUAAACGCUUCGCCGGGCGUUGCUAUAUAGGCUUCACUGUGGACCCUAAUCG